Molecule: messenger RNA, 1576 nt
Organism: Aspergillus brunneoviolaceus CBS 621.78
Lineage: Eukaryota; Fungi; Ascomycota; Eurotiomycetes; Eurotiales; Aspergillaceae
Product: putative MFS polyamine transporter
Exons: 5
Coding region: 1-1458 (485 amino acids)
Biological process (GO): spermidine transport; transmembrane transport; spermine transport
Molecular function (GO): spermine transmembrane transporter activity; spermidine transmembrane transporter activity
Source: RefSeq, a predicted model, not a curated record
AUGAUCAAACCCAAUAUCCUUGCAACGUUGCAGGGUUCUGCUCUCCAGGAGCCAGACUUUGAACCGAUACCCUGGGAAGACCCACGCGAGAGACGAAACCCCCACAACUGGCCAAUCUGGAAGAAACUGUUCCACACGGUUGUGCCUUGCAUUCUGGCCUUCGUGAUCACGUUCGGAACAUCGGUCAAUGAAGCCGCGCUCGAUCUGAUAGCGAUCAGAUUUAACGUAUCUCGGACUGUAUCCAUGCUCACGCUCACGGUAUACACACUUGGUCUGGCCUUCGGGCCUCUAUUCAUAGCACCGCUAUCAGAGACUAUUGGCCGCCGUCCGGUCUAUGUCUUCACCUCGUCCUGUUUGUUGGCUUUCAGUGCUGGUGCCGGGGCCGCGAACAAUCUUGCAACCCUACUCGUAUGCCGUGGGCUGGCGGGGGCUUUGGGGUCUGCUGGCGUUGCGAUCGGUGCGGGCACGCUGGCUGAUAUCUGGGAUCUGGAAAAAGAGGGGGGUCCUGCAUCCUUGCUCUUCAUCCUAGGUCCUUUCCUUGGGCCCACGAUGGGCCCACUCGCCGGGGCUUAUGUUCUGAAGGAUCAAGAUAGUGACUGGAGAUGGACGCAAUGGGUCAUGGCCAUUCUCUGCGCGGUGGUCUGGCUUGGCGCGGUUCUGAUGCAGGAAACUAUGAAGGAGAGAAUCUUGAGCAAGGUCAACAAGAACAACAAUCACUCUAGAAAAGAGGAAGAUUCGCAACAGCAGCCGGACACCAUGAAGCCCUCCCUGCAAGACUUCAUCACUACGGGGCUUGGACGGCCCGUGAAGCUUUUGUUUACGGAGGUCAUCGUGUUCUCAUUGACCCUGUAUACAGCGUUCGCCUACGCCAUGAUUUUCAGCUAUUUCGCCAGCUCUUCCUACGUCUUGACGGUGUAUUAUGGAUUCAACUGGCGGCAAAUUGGACUUAGCUUUAUCAGCGUGAUCGUCGGAUAUGUUCUUGCAGCGUUCAUGUUCGGGGUUUUCGACAAGACUCUGUACGUCAGGGCACGUGUGGCUGGCGGAGGCGUUGCCGCUCCUGAGCAUCGCCUUUACUCGGCUAUGGCAGGCAGCGUACUUUUACCGGUGGGGCUAUUUUGGUACUCUUGGGAAGCUCACGCCGGCGGCCACUGGGCUGCCCUUGUCUGUGCAGGGAUCCCUUUUGGAGUGGGAGCGUUUUCUCUUUUCCUAUCAACCAUCACCUAUCUUGUUGAUGUCUAUCAAGCCGGAGCUGCAGCAUCGGCACUGGCCGCCAAUGGAGUUAUUCGAUAUAUAUUGGGCGCGACGUUCCCCCUAUUUACCGUGCAGAUGUACGAGAAACUUGGCGUGCACUGGGCGGGCAGUCUCUUUGCCUUCCUGUCGCUCCUUCUGCUACCAAUCCCUUGGGCACUCUUCAAGUACGGGGCUUCGUUGCGCGGGGGCAAGAAAUACUCGGGGUAGUGUAGAGUUUUCCACACCGAUUCUGAUUGAAUCUCAUAUUCUGAAGUUGUUAUAGAUGGAUGGACGAAUUGGAGUUUGUAUAGAGCUUGGUGGUUAAUUUUCCUUGAGUCUCAAGGAG